GGAAUCCAAACCCUGGGUUUGAUUUUAUAUAAUUCCCUGCAAAAACAAACGCAAUGCUUAUCGCAAAGCAGGAGAAAAUAUAAUCAGAAUUAAAAGAUUAUGUAUGUAUACCUACACAGUAAUAAUAAUAACGACAAGAGUCAUCGAUUUUUUUUUCUUUUUUUUCUUUCCGUGGUUUGAAUCUGUUUUCCUGCUGAGCCACUUCAUUAUUGAGUACGGAGGAUCACAUCACAACAUACGUUUCAUCGGAUUUGACAUUCUGCAGUCUUCUGCAGGUGUAAUAAGGAUUUAAGCUCCCUGCCCGUCUCGAUCUCCGUCACACACCUUAAAUUUGCUUGUCAGCUGAAUUAGUUGAAGUAAUUGAGUACGAAUAGCUUGUUUUAUUUUUUCGAGAGCGAAACGUGUGGAAAAUUUACUGCAACCUGAGAGUAGUUGUGGCCUGUCAGAUAGAUUGUUGGGGAUUGUGGGUAUGCGGCCUUUAGCGCUUGGGGAUCAUUUUGUAUCUGUUUGGGCUAAGGUGGUUGUGGUAAAGCUGGAAGGGGAAACCGAAAAUCAGAAUUGUGCUGUGUUGCUUUGGAGAUUGCAUUGGCUGCAGUAUAUAGGACUGUCUAUCUCCCUUAAUCACUUGCGAAAAAUCAAUCAAAAGUUGUUGUCGCUACAAGUGGAGUUCUUAAUAUGUGGGUGGGUUAAGAGAGUCCAACUAGGCACCUCUAUCAUUCCAGGAAGGAGUGAUUUCUGCUCUAUAAUUUUGGCAGAAAAGAAAUGCGGAGUCCAUUGGGAAAGAUUGGGGCUCUUUCCCAAAAAAUUAACCCCUUGGGAGCAUUGUCACAAAAUCAUCGCCAUGCAAUAUCAGAGCCUCCAAGAAACAUUCAUUCUUCUCAGGUGACAUCUGGGCAAAAUUCUUCUCCAGCAAUCACUUCUGACAGGCAUGGCAGAGUGAAGUCCUCCAAGAAAAAAGAACUUAGUAUAUCAAUUGAGAAUUCAGCACAUUCAAAAGUACGUGAACACAGAAUUGAUAUUGGAGAUGAAAAUUCUGAUUUAUUGGGACAGUUGUGUAUUUCUGGAAAGCUGGUACCUGAUAAGAAAAACUCAGGUUCAGCUCUCGACAAUCAAUUGUCAAAUUCAAAAACAGAUAAGGCUGAGGUUGAUGCAAAGCUCACAAUCAAGGCAUUUGUUUGGGGUUCACAUUGCCUUGAUCUUAGUGACAUCAUUGCUGUUUCCUACAAUGAGGGAGUUAGGCGUUUUACGGUGCAUUCAUGUCCAUUGGUAAAGACAUCAUGGUUGCCAGGUGCAUUUGGAAAAUCUCAGAGAAAACUGAAAGAUCUUCACUUUUUGGCUUCAAAUCCUGAGGAUGCACUACGGUGGGUUAAUGCCUUUGCUGAGCAGCAACUAUAUGUCAACUGCUUACCACAUCCUCUCUUAUCAUCUAAGCAACAGGGAUCAUAUAUGGAUGCAAGAGAUUUUGCUCCUAGACAAGCAGUUAGAUGCAAAAUUCCCCCUUCAAUGCUUGUGAUACUUAAUCCCCGCUCAGGACGUGGUAGGUCAAGUAAGGUGUUUUACAACAAAGUGCAUCCAAUAUUUCAGCUUGCAGGUUUCAAGCUUGAGGUGGUUGAAACAGAAUCUGCUGGUCAUGCACGUACUUUGGCCUCCAAGGUUGAUCUGAGCAAAUUUCCUGAUGGUAUCAUAUGUGUUGGCGGAGAUGGAAUUAUAAAUGAGGUCCUGAAUGGUUUAAUUAACAGGGAUGAUCCCAAAGAAGCAAUGACUGUUCCAAUUGGAAUUAUUCCUGCAGGCUCUGAUAACUCCCUUGUUUGGACAGUGUUGGGGGUUAGGGAUCCUAUUUCUGCUGCAUUAGCUAUUGUAAAGGGUGGUCUAACAGCGACAGAUGUUUUUGCAGUUGAGUGGGUCCAAACUGGUGACAUUCAUGCAGGUCUUACAGUUGCAUAUUACGGAUUCGUGAGUGAUGUUCUAGAACUUUCAGAAAAGUACCAAAAGCGUUUCGGUCCAUUCCGGUACUUUGUGGCUGGUGCUCUUAAAUUCUUUUGCUUGCCGAAGUACAAAUAUGAAGUUGAGUAUCUCCCUGUACCAGAACCAACGAUAAGCAAUGGUAGUACUGGUGGAAAUAAUGGGUUUGUUAUUGAUGUAUCAGAGAAUCAGUCUGAUAUGUUUGGAAGAAAAUCAAAUAUUGAAGGACUGCCAAGAGCCUCAAGUUUAUCAAGUAUAGAUUCAAUUCUGAUGACACCAAGCCGAAUGUCAGGAGAUCUUGAUGUAAUAACAGGUAGUAACUAUGCAAGCAGUGAACCAUCUGAAUAUGUGCGAGCUUUAGAUGCAAAAACAAAACGUUUAUCCUCUGGUAGGAAUUACUUGCCACCAGAGCCUGAAGAAGUUGUUCACCCUUCAAUGCAAGGAUCUGCAACUCCUACUAGACCCCGAAGAAUGAAGUCCCGAACAGACAAAGGAUGGACAGGACUAAGCACAACAAAUGAUUCCUCAAGAUGUUCAUGGGGAAACCCAGUGACUGUUGAUCGAGAGGAUAUCUCCUCUACGAUGUCCGACCCAGGACCAAUAUGGGAUGCGGAAGCUCGAUGGGACACAGGCCCAAAAUGGGAUACAGAACCAAAAUGGGACGUUGAGAAUAAUCUUGAUGUGAAAGGGUCUAUAGAUGAGAUGCUGACAGGGUCAAAUCAUGAGGUGCAAAAGAUAGAGGAAGAGAAGUGGGUUGUUAGACAAGGUCCUUUUCUUGGUGUGUUGAUAUGUAACCAUCAGUGCAAGACAGUGCAGAACUUGAGAUCACAGGUGCUUGCACCUAGGGCAGAGCAUGAUGAUAAUACUUUAGACCUGUUGUUGGUUCGUGGUGUGGGUAGAAUGAAACUUCUACGAUUUUUUAUACUAAUGCAGUUUGGACGUCAUCUCUCGCUUCCAUAUGUUGAGUAUGCCAAGGUAAAGUCAGUGAAGCUUAAACCAGGUAAGAAUGUCCAUCAGGGGUGUGGAAUAGAUGGUGAACUUCGUCCUCUGAAUGGGCCCAUUUUGACUUCUUUGCUUCCUGAACAGUGCAAGCUUAUUGGUCGGCCUGUACGCAUAUGAUGUUUUUGUGCUGUGUCUGGAUUAAGUGACAGGGCAAUGUUUUUUUGAGGUGGACACUAUGUCAUCAUUGUAUUGUGAUUCUGACUUCUUUUGUGAUACUUGUAUUUGAGAGCCAAUAAGAAGGGAUAGUUUCUGUACAAUGGCAGCGUGCAGUCAAGAUUUUAGUUUUUCUUUCAGAAUAGCUCUUUUUGGAUUGCCUUAAGAGUACGAUUUAUUCUUACAUGUGCGCACCAGGAGUUGUUAGAUUGUCAGUAUUUUUCCCUGUUAAAAUGUACUGUAAAGGCCUAUGUAAUUGAUCUACAAAUUGUAUUUUAAUCAUUUUUUUUCCUGGACUCUGUUUGUUCUAUAAAGCUGUGAGUCUCUUUUAUGACGGAUACAAUUGGCCCAGAAAACCAAUUUCAAUGGCAAAAAUGACUUUGUAUAAAUAAUUCCCACCUUUUCAACCUAAUGAAAUUGCUGCCAUUUCAUUA
This is a messenger RNA of Cryptomeria japonica (Japanese cedar), 3551 nucleotides long. Its product is annotated as sphingoid long-chain bases kinase 1. Gene Ontology annotation, biological process: sphingosine biosynthetic process. The record is from RefSeq and is a predicted model, not a curated record. The coding region runs from base 763 to 3081 and encodes 772 amino acids. The transcript is spliced from 12 exons. Gene Ontology annotation, cellular component: cytoplasm; membrane; intracellular membrane-bounded organelle. Lineage: Eukaryota; Viridiplantae; Streptophyta; Pinopsida; Cupressales; Cupressaceae. Gene Ontology annotation, molecular function: kinase activity.